Molecule: messenger RNA, 939 nt
Organism: Condylura cristata (star-nosed mole)
Lineage: Eukaryota; Metazoa; Chordata; Mammalia; Eulipotyphla; Talpidae
Product: olfactory receptor 4F3/4F16/4F29-like
Exons: 1
Coding region: 1-939 (312 amino acids)
Biological process (GO): G protein-coupled receptor signaling pathway
Cellular component (GO): membrane
Molecular function (GO): G protein-coupled receptor activity; olfactory receptor activity
Source: RefSeq, a predicted model, not a curated record
AUGGAUGGGGCAAAUCAGUCUUCGGUGUCAGAGUUUGUGCUCCUGGGACUCACCAAUUCCUGGGAGAUCCAACUACUCCUGUUUUUGUUCUCCUUGAUGCUUUAUGUGGCAAGCAUGAUGGGAAACUCCCUCAUUGUGCUCACUGUGAUUUCUGACCCUCACUUACAUUCCCCCAUGUACUUUUUGUUAGCCAACCUCUCCUUUAUUGACAUGGGAGUUUCUUGUGUUUCUUGUCCCAAGAUGCUGUAUGACCUUUUCAGAAAACACAAAGUCAUCUCCUUUGGUGGCUGCAUUACUCAAAUAUUCUUCAUCCAUGUCAUUGGCGGUGUGGAGAUGGUGUUGCUCAUCGCCAUGGCCUUUGACAGAUAUGUGGCCAUAUGUAAACCCCUUCACUACCUAACCAUCAUGAGCCCACGGUUGUGCAUCUUCUUUUUAGUGUCUGCCUGGAUAAUUGGGAUUAUCCACUCUAUGAUUCAAAUGGUUUUUGUAGUAAACCUACCAUUCUGUGGUCCUAAUGUGCUGGACAGCUUUUACUGUGACCUUCCUCGGUUCAUCAAACUUGCCUGCACGGACACCUAUCGACUAGAGUUUAUGGUCACAGCAAUCAGUGGUUUCAUCUCUGUUGGCUCCUUCAUCAUACUGCUCAUUUCUUAUGCUGUCAUCAUUCUCACUGUUCACAAGCACUCUUCAGGUGGUUCAUCCAAGGCUCUGUCCACACUUUCAGCACACAUCACUGUUGUAGUCUUGUUCUUUGGCCCACUGAUAUUUUUCUAUGCAUGGCCAUCUCCUUCCAUACACCUAGAUAAGUUUCUGGCCAUCUUUGACGCUAUUCUCACUCCUGUCCUUAACCCUAUGAUUUACACAUUCAGGAAUCAAGAAAUGAAGGUGGCAAUGAAGAGAGUAUGCAGACAGCUAGUAACUGACAGGAAGAUCUCUUAA